This is a messenger RNA of Caenorhabditis briggsae, 951 nucleotides long. The transcript has 8 exons. The record is from RefSeq and is a predicted model, not a curated record. NCBI's taxonomy places the organism in Eukaryota, Metazoa, Nematoda, Chromadorea, Rhabditida, Rhabditidae. The coding region runs from base 1 to 951 and encodes 316 amino acids.
AUGGAAAUACCAGAAAUUCCAAAUAUUCCAGCCCAAGGGUUUUUAAACAAUUUCCUUCAAGGAGACGGAGAAGCAGAAGAAAUCAAUGAACAAGCCGUUGCUCAAGCAAGGGACGCAAUGCUGAGACAAGCACGGCAGCAAGUCGAUACCGAAAUAUGUUUAAUUUGCAACCAGGAUAUCGUGAGAACCGAAUUCUUGGACCACCUCGAGCCAUGCGCCCAGCAAAACGGAAAAGAUGUCAAGGAGACACAUAUCCCUAAAUAUAGAUUCUUGUCCACGAACUACAUGCUGGACCAAAAAAUGUUUGCAAUCCGGGACGAGUUGGAAAUCGAGUUUCUUGAAGUUCUUUGGGAUAAAGAGACGGUGCACAAGAUGCAUUGUGUCCUGUGCAAGACAUACAAUGAGCACUUGAAUGGAGAUUGUGUCCCGAAUCUUCAAAAGCAGGCAUUUUUGCAAAAAAUGGAUCAAAUGCUAAAUUUGCAUAUGUGCUACUAUGAGACCCAUUUGGAGCUCAAAAAAGAACGAGAAAUCGAACAAAUCCGUCAAGCACAUGAAAACGAAUUUGAAAAGAUGAAAAAAGAAGUGGACCAACGUUUUCCAUCAGAUAACGUGAUUGCGGAACAAAAUCGCCAAGCGGAGUACAGAGAUUUCCGGGAGAGGGUAGCGGAGCCCAAUGCGAAAGAACUUCAAGAAUACAUGGCGCAUGCCAAUGAGGAAUAUCGGAGGCAAUACGAAUUUAAGAAGCGACAGGUCGAGGCAGUGGCGAGAAGAGAGGCGGGGCUCAUGGACCUGAACAAAGUCAUCGAGUAUCGAAAAAUCUUGAGGGACCAAGGAUGGGAAGCGGCGGAAGAAUUUGACAAAUCCACUUUUCCAACCCCACAAAAUGUUCCAGAUGCUCGAAAUGAGGAAACCAGAAAAUGGCUGGGGGCGAUUGGAAGGCGCCAAGAUUAA